Molecule: messenger RNA, 2542 nt
Organism: Mytilinidion resinicola
Lineage: Eukaryota; Fungi; Ascomycota; Dothideomycetes; Mytilinidiales; Mytilinidiaceae
Exons: 4
Coding region: 433-2103 (556 amino acids)
Source: RefSeq, a predicted model, not a curated record
CUCUUAGGAUUCCGGACGAGUCUGUGGAGCUCCGCCACAUGGAUCUAAGAUGCUUCGACCCCUGUUUCGUCACAAACCGGCGUUAUGCCAAGAGACCAGUGUCCAUAAAAGGCCUCUAAAUUACCUCUUUUGGCUCCUCCCCUGGGCUCGACACCGACCUAGGCUUGAUGGCUGAUACUAACAAUGGCGUUUUUUUUUUCUGCUUUAACCUUCACGCAUCAUGUCAUUUUUCCAGUUUUCAUAUCAUUCGGCACGCCCUCAACAUGCUUCAGGCACUAACCACCAAUCUUCAGCGAGCUUCCUUUCGACGAAUCCCCUGCUGGCACUUUUCAUUUCUCAAAUCCCUUAGACGUUGCCUUGUGGAGCCAGUCCGUUUCAGGAGCGCCCGUGACUGGAAAGGACAUUUUUUUCUUUACUCCAGAGUGCCCAGACAUGGCCGGACAUAUUUCAGAGACAUUUACGCUAAAGGAUGAUGAUGUUUCCGUUUCCAGUAUGGGCGACAGUGCAUAUCAAAGCCAGCCAGACGCCAACCGGCGAGUGACGACAGUCACUGAAGGAUUCCGAUCCAGGAGCUCACAGGAUUCCAAAGGCCAUAUGUUUGAUCCCUACCUUGGGGGCAGCUUGUACUCACCUGCUUUGAGUUCAGAUAGCCAAAGUGGAUUCAAUGCGCCCCAGUCCGAUAUGAGCCAAAUGUUGCUACCACCGUCCGCCGGAGACUCGGACAUGGGAAACGAAGUAUUCAAUUUCGCUAACUACUCCACCGGGCAGGGCUACGGUCCACACCAGAAUUCCUCAGUCCCCCAAUACUUCUCCUCGGCGAAUGAGAUGGAUGCUGGCCACCAAUGGGCGACGGCUGAUCUUCCCUCCUUCACGACACCCUUCGCGGUAAGGAACGUGGAUGCGAAUGCACUUCUCCCUUUCCGCCAACAGCAGCAAUCGAGCCGAGACAGCAUGUCCCAGCACUUCUAUCCACCGUUCAUGUACGCAAACCAGGAAGGCACUAGCAAUGCCUUUGGUAUGUCCAUGAAUGCUCCACAUUCCCGGCCUCGUGUGCGAAGGCCACAAGUUGACACCACGUCAACGUCUGAUGCCGAUGCGGUGCGAAGUUCGACCCCCCUUUCAGCGGGUAGGCGAGUGUCGAUCACCGAUCAGAUGUUCCAAAGUUUCGUCAUGUCGCCAACAUCGAGCGUUUUGAGCAUGCCGCAACGAGCAAGCAUUGCCGAGAGCGAUUUCACUGAGCAGUCAUCCUUCAACAAAACUGAAAAUAAUGUAUCCUUUGAUGAUUCUGUUACUGCUCCUUCAGUCAAAGAUGACGACUUCGACGACGACAUCUUCUCGCCUUCCCAGAGCUCGGCCGCUCAAGCUUCUCUUGAGGAGGCCGAAGGCAAAUUGGCUCGCACCCAUCCGCUCUACCAGGCGCAACCGAAGGAGGACGAGCUUUACCAUUGUCCCAACGAAGGACAAGCUGGAUGUACCCACAAGCCCACAAAGCUCAAGUGCAACUACGACAAAUACGUUGAUUCGCACUUGAGGCCCUUCCGGUGCAAGGUCAAGACUUGCGUUGGCGUUCGAUUCUCCUCGACGGCUUGCCUUCUUCGUCACGAGAGGGAGGCUCACGGUAUGCAUGGACAUGGUUCCAAGCCCCACCUCUGCACAUACCAAGAUUGCGAGCGAUCUGUGCCUGGCCAUGGCUUCCCCAGACGCUACAAUCUCUUCGACCAUAUGAAGCGGGUGCACGACUACACCGGGUCGACGUCCCCAUCUGAGAAUGUCUCUCCGCCUGUGCAGUCGGCUCAUGCACCCCUGAAGCGCAAAAGCAGCAGCCGCAAGCGCAAAACUCUAACUCAAGUGGAUGAGAUGACGGAGAAGCGUCAGAAGACAGCCAACAGGAUCUCAUCGGCCGCCGCCGCUGCUGCCUCUGAGCAGAACCGCCUCAACCAAGAGCGGAAGAACCUCAUGAAUGAAUGGACCAAGAGGAGAGCGACAGUCGUUCUCGAUCUCCAGGGCCUGCAAGGCCCAAAGGACAUGAACAGCCACUUCCAGGUCAGCGAGGAUCUUGCUGCGCUUAGCAAGAUCGCCUCUCGACUCAACGAGCUCGGUUGAAGCGCAAGAUGCUCGCGAUCAGUAGGUAUCACACACUCGACACAACCAACUUGCCAUGGAUUGCCGGCAUACCUUGGACUCUACCUCUGCCCCGGAUUGCAUGAUUUCUGUCAUGUCUUUUCUUCAUACUUCAGCUGCCCGGAUGAAUGCCACUGAGCCCAUGCCAAAGGAUCUGCUACCGUGUUUCAAUCCCGGAUGCCCGCCCAGGACGGAGUCUCCUGAGGAUGAUUUCGCUGUAGAUUAGGAAGUUGGCACAGCAGCCGUGCCAUGGAGUAGAGCUCUUGCUGCACUAGACGUGCGUAGCGGUAGGAUAGGCAGAGGAGGCAUUUUGCGUUCGACGUUACAUUUGUUAUAUAGACUGUUUGAUUUGUGUAGUUUGUGCGAUGGUAAUUACCAUGGAAAAAUCGAACAUUUGCGUUUAUACUUUCGAGCACUGACU